Camelina sativa (false flax) is the source of this 1068-nucleotide messenger RNA. Its product is annotated as transcription factor bHLH149. Gene Ontology annotation, biological process: regulation of DNA-templated transcription. Gene Ontology annotation, molecular function: protein dimerization activity. The record is from RefSeq and is a predicted model, not a curated record. Lineage: Eukaryota; Viridiplantae; Streptophyta; Magnoliopsida; Brassicales; Brassicaceae.
UCUCUCGGGGCUUAUUGGUAUUAUUAGUAAGAGAUAUAUAAAGAGAGACUUGCUCUAUCUCCUCCUUUCAUCUUCCCCUUCUUAUUUCUUCUACAAUAGUCACAUUCCAACACACCUCCUCAAACUCUUUCUGAGAUUUUUACAUAUCUCGAGGCUGAUUCUCAAACACACGAAGAAGAAGAAGAGAUUUGCCUGUUAACCGGGUUUUUCUUUAUAUAGUAAUCUUUGGUUUAAUCGGGUUUGAUGGUGGAUUCGAAUCUAUUUCCUAGCAUCGAAACCACAGGUGGUGAAUCGUCUACCGAGUCGAGACGCAAGAAGCCGAGGAUAUCGGGGACAGAGGCAACGGAGAUUGAAGCACGAAGGAUCAACGAAGAAAGCUUAAAGAGAUGGAAAACGAAUCGUGUUCAGCAGAUCUACGCUUCAAAGCUCGUCGAAGCUUUACGUCGAGUUCGUCAAAGAUCCACCAACGAGCCUAAUAAAGCUGUCUUCGUUGCGGCCAGAGAGAUACGCGAGACGGCGGAUCGAGUUAUCGCUGCUUCGGCUAAAGGUACAACUCGUUGGAGCAGAGCGAUUUUAGCGAGCCGUGUCAAAGCGAAGCUCAAGAAACAUAAAAAGGCGGCUAAGAAGAAGUCAACCGGAAACUGUAAAUCGAGAAAAGCAUCCGCGACGGAGACGAAUCGGAUUAAGUUACCGGCGGUUGAUAGAAAACUUAAGUUUCUUGGCCGGUUAGUUCCCGGUUGUCGGAAAAUCUCUGUACCGAACCUUUUAGAUGAAGCUACUGAUUACAUCGCCGCGUUAGAGAUGCAGGUUCGAGCUAUGGAAGCUCUCGCUGAACUCUUAACCGCCGCCGCACCACGGACGACGUUGACCGGACCUUAACGGCGGCAGUUAGUUUUUGUCAGUUGUUAAUUAGCUUUUUUUUUACCUUUUUACCCUUUUAUUUUGUUUAAGUGUUUUUUUCUUCUUUUCUUUUUUUGGGUUUGGUCUACGCGAUUUUAAUUUAUUAAAUUCAUGUAUUUUAUCUGUAUACAUCAGUCUUUAUUUGUAUUCAUUUUGAUAUUUCUUUAA